AUGUUUCUCAAGUGGAUAGGCGAGCAUGUGUCGCGACAUCGAGCUGCACGACUGCAAUAUGGAAAAUUCAUCAAACAGUCAUAUAAAGAUUAUUGUGGUGCCGAUGCCGACUGUGCCAUUUUAGCUGGUAUGUUGGCACCAAUAUGUCAUAAAGGUGGACAGCUUUACGAGGAAGUUCAUUUAAUAGAAAUUAAAGGACAUACACAGCGGACGCAGCUGCUGCUUACAAUGACGACUACACUUCGUCGUGUGCUUCCGGAUAUAAGAAAUUUCUUCAACCGUGAUGUGGAAUCGGAGGCUGAGGAUACGACAGAAACAGAGAAAACAACAUCUGACAGCGAAGAAGAUGAUCAGCUGGAGCAGCGUGCGGUGUUGCCGGAAGGGCAAGUCGGUGUCGGACAAGCAGAACAAGAAGUUGACUAUCAUGAGCGGUUUUUCCACCUUGCGAUCUUCGGACACGAGCCCAUCUUUGAGGACACGGUGGUGUUAGGUCGCUGCAUAAACCACAGCGCUGUUCACCCAAACCUUGACGGUGAAGUAGUUACUCGCCGAAACGCACACAUGAAGACAAUGUUACUAUUCCGUGCAACAUUUGACAUCAAGGUAAAUCGUAGGCUUAAUGUAACCCUUGAACAACGGAAUUAAUU
Molecule: messenger RNA, 647 nt
Organism: Strongylus vulgaris
Lineage: Eukaryota; Metazoa; Nematoda; Chromadorea; Rhabditida; Strongylidae
Source: the annotation of a GenBank genome assembly